Sclerotinia borealis F-4128 is the source of this 978-nucleotide messenger RNA. The record is from the annotation of a GenBank genome assembly. Lineage: Eukaryota; Fungi; Ascomycota; Leotiomycetes; Helotiales; Sclerotiniaceae.
AUGCCCGACUGCCAGAGUGCACCAGCACUAGCGUGGCAAAAAACCAUACCACAAUUAUCCUUUGAUUCCGAAGUAGUUCUCAACCCAAUGCUAGCGCUCUCCGCGCUUCAUCUGCACACUCACUCACCCGCCGACUUUUCCAUGACCGUCGCUUUACGACGCUAUCUCGAUCGAACGCUCGUGAAUCAUCGUCGAGCUUUGUCAAAAGGCGAGGGCCUUUCAGAACAGCUUUGGCUUUCGGCUAUUCUACUUUGUCAUGUUUAUUGGCUGCUUUCGCGUCAGUCGCAGCCUUAUGAGGCGUAUGAGCUGCCCUUUCAGGCGUUCAAAAUGUUGGAAGGUAUCAAUGUAAUUUUUGCGCAGAAGGAGAAAUUUCUUGGCCGAUUGGGCUACAAUUCGUUCAAGUACGAAUCUUUGCCCCAAGUAGUCUCGGAGGACAAGUUAUCCAUAUCCUCACGAGUGCAGUUGCAGAGUAUAGAGGAAGAUAUCACGCACUUAAUGGAUUCUUUUGACGUCGCUACAAAAGCAGAAGAUGUUCAGAAUAUCUACAUCGAAGCCAGAGAUUCAGUGCUCUAUCAUUAUCGAGCAUUUUACUCUGGUAUUAGCGCAAAGAUUCUUCGGCGCCUCAUUACGGUUAUGCCUGUUAGAUGUCAAUUGGGAUAUCGUUCUUUGCUUGAGAGUCAUGAUCCACUUGCGAUGGCACUGUUGGCGAGAGUACUGGUUUUGUUGAGAGGACUAGGUUAUGCUUGGUGGAUUAAUGGGGGAGGGGAAUAUGAAGUUGUGGAGAGAGAUUUCGAUGCUCCAGCGCCAAAAGCUAAGCUGGAUGGAUCCAUAGACGAAGAUGUGGAAGAAGAGACGGAGUGGGAAAUGGGUGAAGAAACAAACGAAUUGACAUCAAAACUUCUAUACGAUUACCCUAAGGUGUUGUUUCUGAUCCAAAUCCAACCCCAAUACCUCCAAAUUCCAGAUUAUAUGCCAUGA